This is a messenger RNA of Manihot esculenta (cassava), 1149 nucleotides long. Its product is annotated as WUSCHEL-related homeobox 11. NCBI's taxonomy places the organism in Eukaryota, Viridiplantae, Streptophyta, Magnoliopsida, Malpighiales, Euphorbiaceae. Gene Ontology annotation, biological process: adventitious root development. The transcript is spliced from 3 exons. Bases 78 to 857 code for a protein of 259 amino acids. The record is from RefSeq and is a predicted model, not a curated record. Gene Ontology annotation, molecular function: DNA-binding transcription factor activity; DNA binding.
UUUUGUUUUUAUUUUACAUUCAACCUAGGUUUUGGCUCAAAAACUUUUCUUUUCUUUUCUUUUCUUUCUCCACAGUAAUGGAACAUAAUCAAGGUCAAGACGCAAAUAGUCGGGGAAACCAUGGUACUGAGAGAAUUGAACCGAUGAGGCCACGGUGGAAUCCGAAGCCUGAGCAAAUUUUGAUUCUUGAGUCCAUCUUCAAUAGUGGAAUGGUAAAUCCACCAAAAGAUGAAACUGUGAGAAUAAGGAAACUUCUUGAGAAGUUUGGUUCUGUUGUCGAUGCCAAUGUUUUCUACUGGUUCCAAAACCGAAGGUCAAGAUCUCGCCGCCGCCAUCGUCAGAUGCAAGCUUCCCUUGCCGAAGAGAAAAGAAAUAAACGAGCACAAGCUAGCGGUGGUGCAAUUCAUUAUGAAGGUGGUUCUGGUGCUGGUGGCAGCAGCAGCAGCACAUCUCUGAUGGGGUUCGCAAAUUCUCCUUCUUUGACUGUAUCUCCUUCUUAUCUUCUGGGUUCCUCUUCUUCAGUUGGAGUUGGUGGUCAUGAGGAUGGUGCAGUAGAGAGUCUUUUUCUCCCCAACGAAAUGGGUUUUCAGGAACUCGAUCAGGGCUCUGAUAUAUCUUCAAUUUUAUGCCCAUCCGGCUCUUCAAAUUUGCAAUACCAAACUGGGUUCAUCACAGUUUUUAUCAACGGGGUGGAAACAGAAGUUCCAGGAGGGCCAAUAGACAUGAAAGCGCUAUUUGGUCAAGAUGCAGUGUUGAUCCAUUCCUCUGGUGUUGCUGUACCUUGCAAUGAAUUUGGAUUUCUAAUGGAAAGCUUGCAGCAUGGUGAAAGCUAUUUCCUGGUUUCAAGCCAAACAUAAAUUGGUAUUAAAGCUGCAUCAAGAAAUGGGAGCUUCCUCUUUGCUGCAUAUGUUAGAGCCAGUAUUUUACUAUGGAAAUUAAUGGAAUCCCUACAAAAAAAAAAAAAAAAAAAAUCACCCAUAUAAAAAAGUUCAUUAGCUUUUCUGUUUUAAUUUUCUGUUCCUUUGUUGUUAAUUUCAUAGGAAGCUUCCCCAAGCUCGGUAUAUUUUAGAGAAACCAUGUGUCAGAAAAGACAAUUUGUACUGGUUUAAAUCAUCAGAUAUUCGUAAAAGAAAAAAAAGACUUUGUGUA